This is a messenger RNA of Phyllopteryx taeniolatus (common seadragon), 3107 nucleotides long. RefSeq names its product gastrula zinc finger protein XlCGF57.1-like. Gene Ontology annotation, molecular function: DNA-binding transcription factor activity, RNA polymerase II-specific; RNA polymerase II cis-regulatory region sequence-specific DNA binding. The transcript has 2 exons. Lineage: Eukaryota; Metazoa; Chordata; Actinopteri; Syngnathiformes; Syngnathidae. The record is from RefSeq and is a predicted model, not a curated record. Gene Ontology annotation, biological process: regulation of transcription by RNA polymerase II. The coding region runs from base 374 to 1804 and encodes 476 amino acids.
ACGUCACUGCAAACGCGACGGCUCCCUCUUCCUGGCGACGUCAUCGCCAGCGCGACCAUUCUUCGGCUACCGCCGCCGAUGAGCCGUGUUGUUCUUCCUUUUCCUGUUGUUGUGUUCUAUUUUCACGAUAGCAACAAACGGCGGACUCCUAAAUCCCGCGUGAACGUCGCGCGUCACUGCGACUUCGUCUCGGUGCGUUUGAAGCCACUUUAGCUCGUUAGCUGCGUCGCAGCUUAGCAAGGCGAGCUAAGCUCAGCAGAGAGCCACCGUGACUGCAAAGUGAGUGAAAAUGAGCCACGAAAAGUGAGGGAGACAUCGUCGUCGUGUGGGACAGAAGCCGAGCGGGGGACGACGUCAACCUCCGGACGCUCACAUGGACUCGCGCGCUGCAGACGUCCGUCAAGAAGACGUCCCCCGUCACUCUAAAGAUGAAGACGAGGAGCCGUCCUACGUCAAAGAGGAAGAGCAGGAAGUGGACAUCAACCAGGAGGUGAUUCGUGUCAUCGUGAAGAGCGAAGAUGAAGAGGAUGACGAACGUGCUCAGAGGAGGGCAUCCCAAGCCGCUCCACCCUUGGACAGCGAAAACGAAAAUGACGAGGAAGAGCACUCGCAAGGUGAUCAACUCUUGAAAUGUUCUCAGUGCGACAAAACGUUUGGCUACAAGAGGAAUUUAACGGCGCACAUGAGAAGUCACAUGGGGGGUAAAACAUUCGCGUGCUCGUUUUGCGGUCGAGGAUUCCGCCGCAAAGCGCAUAUGGUCGCGCACACGAGAACGCACACGGGUGAGAAACCUUUCUCCUGCUCCGUGUGCGACAGCAAAUUCAACACCAGAUCCACGCUAAACCAACACAUGAGGACGCACACGGGAGAGAAACCUCACACUUGUUCAUUUUGCGGCGAGAGAUUCGCCCAAAGGGGCCAAAUGGUCUCGCACACCAGGACCCACACGGGCGAAAAACCGUUCUCAUGCUCCGAGUGCGGCGCCAGUUACAGCCUCCGCUCGGCGUUGGUUCAUCACAUGAGAACGCACACGGGCGAGAGACCCUUCUCCUGCUCCGUCUGCGGCAAAACUUUCUCCAGGAAGAUCACCUUGAAAGAGCACACCAGGACGCACACCGGAGAGAAACCUUUCUCAUGCUCCGUGUGCAACAUGACUUUCAGCUACCAGACCACGUUAAUCCGACACAUGAAGACGCACUCGGACGAGAAACCUUUCUCUUGCUCCGUGUGCGCCAAAAGCUUCAACGUGAAGAGAAGCUUGAAAGCACACAUGCGGACGCACACCGGAGAGAAACCAUUUGCGUGUUCCGUGUGCAAUACCACUUUUAGCUCACAGACAUCUCUGGCCAGACACGCACAGACACACACGGGGGAAAAACCUUUCAUUUGCUCCGUUUGCGGUCAAACUUUCUCCCAGAAAAGCACUUUAGUGAAGCACACCAGAACGCACACGGGCGAGAAACCCUUCACGUGCUCGUCUUGCGGUCAAGCCUUCGCCGAAAAGAGCAGUUUGAUGUCGCACACCAGGACGCACACGCACGAGAAGCCGUUUGCCUGCGACGUUUGCGGCGAAAGCUUCGCCCAGAGAGGGAACCUGUUGGCCCACGCCAGGACGCACAGCGGUGAGAAACCCUUCGCUUGCCUGGUUUGUGCCAAAAGGUUCACCAGGAAAAACAGUCUGCUCAUCCACACCAGGAAGCACACGGGAGAGAAAACGUUCGCCUGUCACACUUGCCAGGAAAGGUUCACGUAUAAAUUCCAGCUCGACAAACACGCGUGCUCGGGAAACAAAACGCACUCUUGAUGCCUCGACAACGAAACUGUGUCCUCCUAGCAGGCACGGGGACGCGACCGCCUUUGCCUCAUUUCGGGCCGCUUCCAGCUCUAAAACUUCGAGAAAAAACUGACCGGCGUUCCACUCGCUGCGUCGUUUUUUAACUGCAAUUGUUUGACUUACGAGCAGUGUUAGAAAGAUGUCUUUGCAAAUUCUUAUGUUUUUGCAUCGUUUACCCACUUUAAUGUUUAAGCUCAUCGAACAAAUGUAAAUAUCAGACAACUAUAACCCAAGUGAACUUAAAAUGUUUUUUAAAAUGGUAAUUUCAUUUAUUAAGGGGGGGGGGGAAAACGAUUGCCAAUGAUGGUGUAUUGGUCCAAUCGCCUGACUUUGGUGCGGGCAGCGUGGGUUCAGUUCCCACUCCGUGACGGUGCGAAUGGUUGCCCGCGUCUAUACGUGCCCUGCGACUGACAGGCGACCAGUUCGGGGCGUAGUCCGACUUUCGCCCGAAAUCGGCUGGGAUAGGCUCCGGCGCCUCGCGACCCUAACCAGGAUGAGCGGUGUUGAAACUGGAUGGAUGGAAAAAAAACUCUUCAAAGUUACCUGGCCCUGUGUAAAAAAAGGAAUUACCCCCCUUGUUAAAUCAUGAAUUCAUUGUGGCUAAUCACAAUUUUUGGGAGAAUAUUAUAUGGACUGACGAGAUGAAAGUUGAGAUUUUUGGAAGGUGUGUGUCUCGUUAUAUCUUGCGUAAAUGUAGCACAGCAUUUCAGAAAAACAACAUCAUACCAACAGUCCAACAUGGUGGUGUUAGUGUGAUGGUCUGGGGCUGCUUUUCUCCUUCAGGACCUGGACGACUUGCUGUGAUUGAUGGAACCAUGAAUGUUGCUCUUCAACAGAAAAUCCUGAAGGAGAAUGUUCGGCCAUCCGUUUGUGACCUCAAGCUGAAAUCACCAUUUAGCAACAGCAUUUUAAGUUCACUUGGGUUCUGUUGGUCUGAUAUUUACAUUUGUUCGAUGAACUUAAGUGGUGACACUACGCAAAAAUAAGAACUUGAGAAGGGGGCCAAUACUUUGUCACGGCACUGUCGGUGGUGACAAUCCGCUCGAUGCGGAACGCCACGUGACCGACGCGGAACACGGAAUAGCUGACUUCCUGUAUAUGCUUUGCUAGUGAUCGUCACUAGUAUUGAUGACACGAUUGUUUGAAGCCCAACUUGCUGAAAUGUACGUUUUCUUCAUGGCUGGCGUCUUCGGGCAAAGGUCAAUUUGCGUACCGUGUAUCAUUUACUGCUAUGAAUAUGAUGUCAUGUGUGUAAACAUGAAGGAAGCCCUCA